Rattus rattus (black rat) is the source of this 4447-nucleotide messenger RNA. RefSeq names its product tRNA methyltransferase 10A (gene Trmt10a). The transcript has 8 exons. The coding region runs from base 1767 to 2789 and encodes 340 amino acids. Gene Ontology annotation, molecular function: tRNA binding. NCBI's taxonomy places the organism in Eukaryota, Metazoa, Chordata, Mammalia, Rodentia, Muridae. Gene Ontology annotation, biological process: tRNA N1-guanine methylation. The record is from RefSeq and is a predicted model, not a curated record. Gene Ontology annotation, cellular component: cytosol; nucleoplasm; nucleus.
GUCUUUGGCAUUAGGUGACGUAUGCUCGCCCCACACCAGAUAGUCUUUGUCGGUAUUAUUCAAUUUUGAGUUGUGUAAUUCCAUCUGAUAACCUAUAUCCAAGAAUUAACCAUCCACGGUUUAAGAUGUACUAAAGUAAAGUCUCACACUUACGUUCUAUCUUUCUGUAAAAUGUUCUUUAAUACUUGUUAAACUUGGAUUAGUGAAUGAAAAUGUGCUGCGAGCAUCCCUGCUGGUCAGGGAGGAGCCCCAGACUCGCUACCAUAGAGAUUUAUGUCGUGACCCAAACUAAAACCAAGUGCGUUCACAAGUGCCAUGUUUUACAUAGUUGUAUCAAAUUCAUACACUGUAUUUAUUAUGUAGUAGACAGUCGGAGCGGAAGCAAUCUUGGUAAAGUCUAGCCAAAAUAAGACACCCAGCUACUAUUUUAUCUGCAUUCAUAUAUUUUAUAAAACGAAACAUAUUUCAUGUGUUGUUCAGUAGUCUAGCUUAUUUAAUUAAAGCUUAGGAAACUCACCCAGCACAGUGCUUCGAGAAUUGAUAAAAUACAUUAAUGUUUAGACUGGCUUAUGAUAGGCUGCUCAGAAAUGUUUCUGUUCUCUGAUAGGUCAGGUUAAAUUUAACUUGAGACAUUUUAGAUGUGAAAGGCAAAGGCUCCCCCUGGUGUAAGAGAGCUAUAAAGCAUGGCUUUUGUAAUUCUCACAGUAUAGCUAGCUCAGCACUUCAGAAUUUUAAACAUAGAGAACUAUUGAAAACUAUUGCCACAGAUAAACAGAAAUGUGCUCUCUUGAAUAUUUGUCUCAGAAAAUGCUUUCCUGUUAAUUUCAGUUUUGCUUUUAAGUUUGCAUGUUUGAUGGGAUUUGUUUUAUCCACCGUCCGUGGCUUUGGAUAUAUACAUUUUAAAGUUUUAUUUAAUGCCUUUAAAGUCAUCUGUCAGCAGUGUACAGUCUGCACUAUCCCUUCAGAAUCCCCCACUCUCAAGGUGUUAGGUUACUGGGAAGUGUUGCUCUUGGAGCUGGGUUUGAGUCAUAUUGCCAUAAUUUCAUUCAUCUCUUUAUUCUACCAACUAUUUUGUGUAUAUUCUCCCUGUAGAUUUGUUUGAGAUACCUUGUUUCUUAGGAAUUACUGGAGACGGGAGGAGUUAGUAACUUUGCUAUAAUUAUCCUCAUUUUAAAAAAAAUCCUUUGAAAUACCAUAUCUACUCACUUAUCCGGUCAGUUUGAAGUAAGAGUCAACUUCAUCUCAAGUAACGUGACACUGCACUUUCAAAGAAAGUGAGAUGCAGAUAGUAAAACUACUGUUUAAGUUCUGUAAAUGUGUUGUCCUUAUUAUUACGUCGUGAAGAGUAAUUGUUUCAUUGUUUGUUUUUGUGUGGCUUAGAUUAGCUACCUCUGUAAGAAGAAUCUCAGAACAUUUCUUAAGGCCCUACGAUGCUUAGUACAUCAUGCUUAGUCUGAGGCAGGGACAAAAAGGCAAACGCUUGUAAGCUUUGUUAUUAGUAACAUAUUAAAGAGAAAAGACAUUUCGGUGUAGUUAGCCUUCCCCCAGUCAGCAAGUUGAAUUCUAGUUGUUAUGGAUAAAAAUGUGUGUGGUUGGAUUUAAAUGGAGAUUUAUUUCAGUCAACGCCUUAGUGUUGCAGACUGAUUACAGAAUCAUAUUUUGUUUUUAGCCAUAACUAAAGUGUUUACAGAUAUACUGUGACAUUUGUUAGAGAAAGAAAACUUGUCUAUUUCAUUAAAGCGUAUACACAUCUUCAACUUCUGUUCAUGGAGACAACAAAUAUGUCAUCUGAAGUGUUGCCAGCAUCCAUUGAGCCUCCUAAUGUAGAAGGAAAGCCGGGCGCUAGUGACAGUGAGGAGGAGAGACAGAAGCCGAGAGUGGAUGCAGGGGCCCAGCCAAUAUCUAAACGGCAACUGAAGAAGCUGAUGAAACAGAGACUAUGGGAAGAGCAGCGGGAACAGCGCAAGGAAAAACGAAAAGAAAAACGCAAGAGAAAGAAAUUAGAACGACGGUGUCAGCUGGAGUCCAACUCAGAUGGAAACGACAGGAAACGGAUCCGAAGACACGUUGCUCCUAGCAACCUCCGCCUUAUCAUUGACUGCAGCUUUGAUGACUUGAUGGUGUUAAAGGAUAUUAAGAAACUUCACAAACAGAUUCAACGAUGUUAUGCAGAGAACCGCCGAGCAUCACAUCCCGUUCAGUUUUACUUGACAAGCCAUGGAGGCCAACUGAAGAAGAACAUGGAUGAGAAUGACCAAGGAUGGGUCAACUGGAAGGAUAUUCACAUCAAGUCCGAGCACUAUAGUGAACUCAUAAAAAAAGAAGACCUGGUUUAUCUGACGUCGGACUCACCUAAUGUAUUAAAGGACUUAGAUGAGUCAAAGGCCUAUGUGAUUGGAGGGUUAGUGGACCACAACCACCACAAGGGACUCACGUUUAAGCAAGCAUCCAGUUAUGGAAUCAAGCAUGCACAGCUCCCUCUUGCAGAGUUCGUGAAGAUGAAUAGUCGAAAAGUCCUGGCGGUUAACCACGUGUUUGAGAUUAUCCUGGAGUUCCUGGAGACAGGAGACUGGCAAGAGGCAUUUUUUACAAUCUUACCCCCACGGAAAGGAGCUGUCCCCGCACACCAGGCCUGCGAAAGCUCUCCUCAGAACCACCAGGCCCUGCCAGGAGGAUGGGACAGUGCCAGCGAGGGAGAGCAUGGCAGAGAUGAUCCUGGCUCGCCGCACAAAGAGCAGCAGGGCCAGCAAAGCAGCUCGGUUUCUGCAGUGAGCCCUGACCCACAGUAACCUUCCCCUGUUCUCCUGCUUCAGAGGAACCAGACAGUGUGGUCGGUGCUUCCCAGAAUGCUCAGACUGCGAGAAAGUUUUCUCUCGCCUCUGUUGUGGAAUUUUAAAUCUUUUUAAAGAGUUAAAUGAUAACGAAAAACCCUUUAAGCACUAAGAAAGGAUUGCUUGGUUUUGUGUAAGAAGAAGGCUCAAAGGUGUGAUUUCAGACGAGCCUCACUCACAUCGGUCGUGGAGGCUGUUGCGUGGCGUGGGGUCUGCCUCCAUCCGUCCUUCACCAGGGCACGUCCUGCAGGGCCAGCCUGCUGACCCAGUGGUUCUUCCAUGUUCCUCCUCCCUGUGUCUCUUUGUCUGGUGGCUGUUUGUUGGAACAGAUAUUCAUAACUGUCCUGUGAGUCUUCUAAAAUGUUGGACUUGGGAAGCUACCCUUUCUUUCUGUAGCUUCUGUGUUCAGUUCUAAGAAAUAACAUUAAUUCUGGGAGGACACCGAUUGUUUGCUGGGCUCAACAAUCCAUUCUUUUUGGACAGCGGAGUUGACUCCUGUGCCUCCCUUGUGAUACCUUCUUAUGCUUCUGAAAUAGUCACAAGAAUAAUCUUAAGUCCCGUAGUGACAGUAACUUACUCAAUUACACAAGUUUUGCUGGAUAGAUUACUUUAUAAGGUUACUUCUGAAGAAUCAAUUUGCCUUUACCUCAGUUAAACAAAACAAAGGAGCUAUCCUUUCCAUUUAUUUUCUACAUAUUUAACAGAUUUCCAUAAUGUUAGCAUUUAACAUAAUGUGAAUAUUGUACAUCUUCCGUCCUGCUGUAAUAUCCCAGCCAGUGUAAAUGUGUUUCUGUAAAUACCAUGUGCACGUAAUGUUGACAUCUGUCACAUCACAUUUAGCUUUCAUGCCUUAAUCCACGAUGGCAGGCUGAUACGUAUUGUUUGUGGAAAGGUUGUAUUGAAUUCACUAAUUUGAAUUCAUUAACCAGAAAUUAAACAGCGGUUUGGAAGCUGAUGAAGACAGAGCAGAGGGGUGCCGUUAGGCUUUUGCACAGUAUCUGCAGAGAAGUGUGUUUAGAUCACAUGCCCCUUACACACGUGCAGUGGAACCUCAGGAGCGGUCACUGAAUUGGGAGGAAAUCAGCUUCUGGUCUUUUCUCUUUAUUAUGUAAUGUAUGUGCUGUGUUAACACCAAUUUAGAGGGAAGCUCACUAGAUCUGGUGUGGAUGUUCACUGCCUGCUUUUGUUGCUUUAUUCCUAGUUACCUAUGGUAGCUAGGUCCUUCAACGUCCACAAAGGUGUGUUAACAGAGUGCAGUUCUUAGUGAGUAAAGUCAGUUCAUGUUGUUACUGUACUUUUCUAAGAUUCAGAUUUGGUGAGAUGUCCCCUGUGUGCCCGUGUGUUUGGAUACUUGGUCUCCACUGAUGGUUCUGUUUUGGAGGUUGUGGGACCUUUCUAAGGGGAAGCAUGUCACUUAGGGUGGGCUUUUCCUGUCUACAGCCAGCCCUGUUUCUUGUGUGAUCACCACUUCCUGCCAUCCAGGCCAGCCUAAUGUUCCUGAUGGCAGGCCUUCCCUGCCACGAUGGACUAUAUACCUCCUGUAGAGCUCUAACCAAAUAAACUCUCCUUCCUUACCUCCUGUAGAGCUCUAAACCAAGAUAAACUCUCCUUCCUUA